Messenger RNA from Lepidothrix coronata (blue-crowned manakin), 8728 nucleotides. RefSeq names its product lysine methyltransferase 2E (gene KMT2E). Lineage: Eukaryota; Metazoa; Chordata; Aves; Passeriformes; Pipridae. The record is from RefSeq and is a predicted model, not a curated record. The transcript is spliced from 29 exons. Bases 630 to 6212 code for a protein of 1860 amino acids. Gene Ontology annotation, molecular function: protein binding.
CGGGCGCGGGCUGCGUUCCGGGCCCGUAAGUAAAAUGGCGGCUGUUUGGCUUCGCCUUGGUAACCCUGCCCCUGUCAGGCGGGGCGGGUGAGCCCCGUGCAGGGGGAGGGAGGGGAGAGCGGACGCCAUUUUCCCAGAGAGAGGCAGUGACAUAGAAGGGAGCGUAGGAGGCUGGAGGGAGGGAGGCACGGGAGCAGCGGCGGCAGCAGCGGGGUUUGUACACAGGUCCCAGGGCAAGGGCGCCUCUGAGCUGGUCCCUGUAGGGUUCUGCGCACUGAGCUAGGUUUGGGGGGAGGGGGGGUUUCCUCUUUCCCUUUUCUUUCUUUUACUAGAGCCUGCUGAGGGCUGAGUCCUGUCUAGGGUAGGGAUAUCCGCAGUGGGGCUGUUGCAUUGUUUUGGUUGGGAUAGAGAAGGGGCUCAGCUGAGGGGUCCUGCUGCCUGGCCUGUGACCAUUACAGUCCCAUAUUUUGUCUAACUUCCACUGAGAGAAGAAAAGGAGUGAAGAGAGAGAAGAGGGUUUGUGGAUGCACUUAGAUGUUUGCAAUGAGCACUGUGGCUGGCAUGCCCCAGUGUUUUGGAUACCAAUGCAUAGGACUCCGUAGUAAUCGAAUUUAUCAGAAACGAACGUCAUGAGCAUAGUGAUCCCAUUGGGGGUUGACACAGCAGAUACUUCUUAUUUGGAAAUGGCUGCAGGCUCAGAACCAGAAUCUGUAGAAGCUAGCCCUGUGGUAGUUGAAAAAUCGAACAGUUAUCCGCACCAGUUGUAUACCAGCAGCUCGCAUUCACACAGUUACAUUGGUUUGCCCUAUGCAGACCAUAACUAUGGUGCUCGGCCUCCUCCAACGCCUCCAGCUUCUCCUCCUCCAUCAGUGCUUAUAAGCAAGAAUGAAGUAGGCAUAUUUACCACUCCCAACUUUGAUGAAACCUCCAGUGCUACUACCAUCAGUACGUCAGAGGAUGGAAGCUAUGGAACUGAUAUUACCAGAUGCAUUUGUGGCUUUACACAUGAUGAUGGAUAUAUGAUCUGUUGUGACAAAUGCAGUGUCUGGCAGCACAUUGACUGUAUGGGGAUUGACAGACAGCAUAUUCCUGACAUAUAUCUGUGUGAACGUUGUCAACCCAGGAGUUUAGAUAAAGAAAGGGCAGUGUUGUUGCAACGAAGGAAAAGGGAAAAUAUGUCAGAUGGGGAUACCAGCGCAACAGAGAGUGGUGAUGAGGUUCCUGUGGAACUGUAUACUGCUUUUCAACAUACACCAACGACAAUUACUUUAACUGCUACAAGAGUUACAAAAGUCAAUGAUAAGAAGAGGAAAAAAAGUGGGGAGAAAGAACAGACCAUAGCAAAAUGUAAAAAAGCAUUUCGAGAAGGAUCCAGGAAAUCUUCACGAGUAAAGGGUUCAGCUCCAGAGAUUGAUCCUACUGACACUUCGAACUUCGGGUGGGAAAAUAAAAUCAAGGCAUGGAUGGAUCGUUAUGAAGAAGCAAAUAAUAACCAGUACAGUGAAGGUGUCCAGAGGGAGGCACAAAAAAUAGCUCUGAGAUUAGGCAAUGGAAAUGACAAAAAAGAAGUCAGCACCAGCAAUUUGAUUUUCAAACCUCCAGUAGAGAGUUACAUACAAAAAAACAAGAAAAUUUUAAAAGCUGCCAAAGACCUGCCUCCCGAUGCACUUAUUAUUGAAUACAGAGGAAAGUUCAUGCUGAGAGAACAAUUUGAAGCUAAUGGAUAUUUCUUUAAAAGGCCCUACCCAUUUGUUUUAUUUUAUUCCAAAUUCCAUGGGCUAGAAAUGUGUGUUGAUGCAAGGACUUUUGGGAAUGAAGCUCGAUUUAUCAGGCGUUCAUGUACACCAAAUGCAGAGGUGAGGCACGUAAUUGAAGAUGGAACAAUUCAUCUUUAUAUUUACUCCAUCCAUAACAUUCCAAAGGGAGCAGAGAUUACCAUAGCAUUUGAUUUUGAUUAUGGAAAUUGUAAAUACAAAGUGGAUUGUGCUUGCCUCAAAGAAAAUCCUGAAUGUCCAGUUCUCAGACGUUCUGAGCCUACAGAAAACAUCAAUACUGGAUAUGAAACCAGAAGGAAAAAGGGAAAGAAGGAGAAAGAUGUUUCAAGAGAAAAGGAGACUCAAAAUCAGAACAUCACACUGGACUGUGAAGGAGCAGCCACCAAAAUGAAAAUCACAGAUAAUAAGCAGAGAAAGCUCUCUCCUCUCAGGCUGUCCAUUUCUAAUAAUCAGGAGCCAGAUUUUAUUGAUGAUAUAGAAGAAAAAACUCCCAUUAGCAAUGAAGUAGAAAUGGAAUCAGAGGAGCAGAUUGCAGAAAGGAAAAGGAAGAUGACAAGAGAAGAACGGAAAAUGGAAGCUAUCCUGCAAGCUUUUGCCAGACUAGAAAAACGAGAAAAAAGAAGAGAACAGGCUUUGGAAAGAAUCAGCACAGCAAAAACUGAGGUUAAAUCGGAAUGCAAGGAAGCACAGAUUCUCAAUGAUGCUGAAUUUAUUCAGGAACCUGCAAAAGAAGAAACUGCCACCAAGCCUACCCCAGCCAAAGUUAAUAGAGCUAAACAGAGAAAAAGCUUCUCACGGAGUAGGACUCACAUUGGACAGCAGCGCAGACGGCACAGAACUGUCAGCAUGUGUUCAGAUAUCCAGCCAUCUUCUCCUGACGUGGAAGUAACUUCACAGCAUAAUGAAACUGAGAAUGCUGCACUGGUAGCUGAACCUGAAGCCGAAACUGUUGUUACAGAAAUGGUUACUGAAACAGAAGCCCCAGCACUUAGUAAAUGCCCUACUAAGUAUCCUAAAACAAAGAAGCACUUGGUCAGUGAAUGGUUAAGUGAAAAGAGUGAUAAAGCAGGGAAACCUACAGACAGUCUACCAGAAAGGCCUCUACGCAUAACUACAGACCCUGAAGUUCUGGCUACUCAGCUGAAUUCUUUACCUGGUCUCACUUACAGUCCACAUGUUUAUUCAACUCCAAAGCACUAUAUUCGUUUUACUUCACCAUUCCUUUCAGAAAAAAGGAGGAAAAAAGAACCUGUGGAAAACAUUACUGGCUCUUGUAAGAAGCGUUGGUUGAAGCAGGCUCUGGAAGAAGAAAAUUCAACAAUGAUUGAUAGAUUUAAUUCACCAUCACAAGAGAGAUCUAGAAGUCCAGCCAUCAAUGGUGAACAUAAAAGUCCUCUAUUACUGAAUGACAGCUGUUCCUUAACAGAUCUAACCACACCACUGAAAAAGCGAAGACUGUAUCAGCUGUUGGAGUCUGCAUUCUCAGAAACCUCCACACCUACUCCUUCUCCCUAUGCCACACCAACCCAUGCUGACAUCACUGCCUCCGAGCCAUCCUUGUUUGCUACUCCUCCUAGGGUAAAAACAGAAGAUGAAGCUUGUAGAAAUGGUUACAAACCCAUAUAUUCACCAGUUACUCCUGUAACUCCAUGUAUACAUGGAAAUACCAUGCACUUUGAGAAUAUUUCCUCACCUGACAGUUCCCCAGAAAUAAAAAGGAGAGCUUACAGUCAAGAGGGUUAUGACAGAGCAUCGAUUCUAGCACUGAAUUCUUUCAGAAAUUCCAGCCUGACAGAAAUGGGCCUGCAAGAAAUAAAGACUAUUGGAUAUUCUAGUCCAAGGAAUAGGACUGAUGUCACACGGCAGUGCACUGGAGAAAUGGAAUCUGUGUCAGACCUCCAGCUGGGACUCGAAGUAAUUGAGCAAAGUGCACUGCAUAAAAACCUGGAAGCCCCCACACAUGAUAGGACUGAUGCAAACAGCCAACUAGAAACUGCUCAUUGUGGACGGGGCACAGUUUAUUCUUCCUGGGUAAAAAGUCCUGACAGGACAGGUGUAAAUUUCUCAAUGAAUUCUAAUUUGAGGGACUUGACCCCUUCACAUCAGUUGGAGGUAGGAGGUGGAUUCAGAAUAAGCGAGUCCAAGUGCCCAAUUCAAGAUGAUGGAAGAGGCAUGUUCAUGGAAGCAUCUGUUUUUUGUACUUCAGAAGAUGGAAUUGCACCUGGCUUUGGAAGGACUGUCAAUAACGACAAUAUGAUGGAUGGAAAUUGCACACCCCAGAAUCCUCCACAAAAGAAAAAGGUGUCCUUGUUAGAAUACCGUAAGAGACAACGAGAAGCUCGAAAAAGUGGCUCAAAGACAGACAGCUUUCCCCUGGUUACUGUAUCUCCUCAUGCUGCUGGUGGAGGAAAUACAAGUAAUAACAAUGGUGCUAAUGAUGGGUAUAACAACAGUGGUGAAAAUGGGGAGCAAACUGAUAACACUGCAAGCCUGCCUUUACCACUGCCAGCUACUGUUUAUAAUGCAGCUCCAGAGGACAAUGGCAACAACUGUGCAAUUAAGGAAUCUUCCUCCAGUGAGAAGAAUGAACCAGAAGUUCAGUGGACUGCAUCAACCUCUGUGGAACAAGUAAGAGAACGAAGUUAUCAGAGAGCUUUACUUCUCAGUGAUCAUAGGAAAGACAAGGACAGUGGGGGAGAAUCAUCUUGUAGGCCAUGCUCACCGUCUCAUGUUCAGUCUCCAUCUCAUUCAAAUCUCAUUUCCCAGUUGCAGCUUAAGGUCCCUUCUUUGACUGAAUUUAUGGAAGAGCCUGAUUCUGAAAAUCCAGAGCCAACUUCUGAAUGUCCGUCCCCAGAUUCUUCACAAAGGACUUGUAAGAGUCCGUCAAAAGCAAGCAAGCCCUCUUCACCGAAUCCUGUAGUUUCAACGCAGUCGCUUGGGAAAACACCCACAAAACCAGAUUCGCACUGGGAAACUGCAGCUAAUGCACCUGAGACCGAAUGUGCGAACCAUCCAAAAUCUGAGCUGCAACAAAAACAGCUGACAAACAACGUCCAAGCACUUUCAAAGAAUCAUCCAUCUCAAUCACAUCUGCGCAGUUCUGCUGAGCAACUCUCACAUUCACAGAAGUUGCCUUCUGCACCUUUGAAGCUGCAUUGCCCCCCUUCGCCUCAUGUAGAAAAUCCUCCCAAGUCUUCUACCCCUCACGCGCCUGUGCAGCACGGUUAUCUGUCACCAAAGCCUCACUCACAGCAGUUGGGAUCUCCAUACAGACCUCAUCAUCCACAGUCACCUCAAGUUGGAACACCCCAGAGGGAAACACACCGAACCUUCUAUCCGGCAGCACCGACCCUUCAGCCCAGUAAUCAGCCACAGGCGAGCGGGCCCCUGUUCACUCAGACAACAUCAGGACAAUCCUCAGCUUCUUACAGUCAGUUUAACCAACAAAAUUUGAACAGCAAUGCGCCACCUCCCCCACCCCCUCCACCCCCUUCUUCUACUUACUAUCAAAGCCAGCAGCCCUCUGGAAACUUUCAGAGCUACAGCCAGCUGAAGGGCAGCAUACCCCAACAGACUGUGUUUUCAUCUGGACCAAAUCAAGCACUUCCUGGCACUGCAGGUCAGCAAACAGUGCCGGGACACCACGUAGCUGCAGGGCAUUUUCUGCCGUCUCAGAACCCCAGUAUUCAUCACCAGGCAUCGGCAUCCGCUGCUCCGCCGCCGCCUCCACCACCGCCUGCGCCAGGGCCUCACCUUGUCCAGCAGCAAAGUACUCAUCAGCAGCACUCUGUAGCACAUGUUGUCGGUCCGGUCCAUGCCAUGGCAGUGGCUCCUGGAUCGCACAUUCAUUCUCAAGCUGCUGGUCACCAUUUGCCACCACCUCCUCCGCCACCAGGUCCUCUCCCCCACCACCAACCUCCCCAUCCUUCAACGGGACACCAAGGUUUGCAAGCACAACACCAGCAUGUUGUAAACUCGGCACCUCCCCCCCCUCCCCCCCCUCCCUCCAACGUUAUCGGUUCGGGCCACCACCCGGCAUCAGCACAAGGGUUACACCACCCCUCUCAUCAAGGACCCCCCCAUUUCCCUUCAAAUGCUCACACAAGCGUGUCCUCCUAUUCCUCGCAAGCCCCACAUCACACGACGUUAGGACCUGGACCUCAACAUCAGCCUGCUGGCACAGGACCUCAUUGCCCACUCCCUGGUCAGGGUCCUCACAUCCAACCUCAAGGACCAAACAGUAUUGCAACACCUACUGCUUCCGGGUUCUGCCCUCACCCCGGCUCCGUGACCCUUCCCCACGGAGUGCAAGGGCAGCAGCAGGCCUCGCCGGUGCCGGGACAGAUCCCCAUCCACAGAGCACAGGACGGUGCUCAAUGGCUCCACCUCAGAACCAGAGAGGAGAACCAGUGUGGGAGGAAACCUGAAACGGGAUAGGAGGGGAAGUGGCUGCUCCUACUCACUGAAAAAAGUGCACCUUGACCAGGCUGAGACUCAUUGCUGAUGAAGGACAGCACACAGCAAGCUUGAGGUCCUCAAAGGAGACGAAUAUGUCCGAUGUCAAAACCAAGAAACCAUUCCUACAGCAGACAGCACGUUAUACCUGGACUCCACUGAUGUUUCCUGCUGUCUCCACUCUCCCACACACAACAGACUCAUACACAGGCUCACACUGUGGGCAAAGAACACUGCAGGCCUUUCCUUCUUCAUCAGCCAGUGAACCCAAGUUUUACAAAAUCUGCUCCGAUCCCAUGACAGAAGUCUCAGAAACACAGGCCUUGCUCCAUGGUACUUGCCAACAAUGCAGCAGAGCAGCGAUUCAUUCCUAACCAAGCAGAGCAGGGAGGUUUGGCACUCAGGGAUUCUGCUCCGUCUCCCAGGUAAACACCCCCAGGAGGCUUGGUCUGAAUCCUUCCUGAGAAGGAAGCACCUGCUGCUGCCCACGUCUCCUUCAACCAACCACUGAGACAAGUGGUGGCAGCAGCUGCAGGAUCUGAGUUCUCACAGAGGGGGGGAGUUGUACAUCUGGCCAACCUGGCAACGUGUCUCAGACCAAAGCAGAGGCGAGCACCUGUCUGCCAUUAAAACCAGCAGUAUUACCCAGGUCUGCCCACAGCUCAUCUGGCAUGAUGGGGAAGACUCUUCAGUUUCCUGCUCCUUCACUGCGUAGGAAUGAGGCCUAAAGCCAUGAGAUGGACCAUGAGGUAUGUGAUGAAAGGAUUACCAUGGAUUACCAGGUUAUCAGGCCAGAUGACCCUUACUGCUGCAAUCAGCUGGGUGGAAGAGGGACUGAGGUGUCACUUUGUGCAAGACCCGCAGCCUUUGUAAUUGAGGCUCUUGAUAUCCCUUGUUUACGUAUGACAUGGCUGCCCCCCCACCAUUUAUGAUGGCAAUAGCAGGGAAUUUGACUAUGGUAUCGCCUCCACUUCUACCAAAAGGAUCAAUCUGACAUUUGAAAUCCUCUGUGAGGAGGAUGAGACAAGUCAAUGGGCUCGCUCAUCUCUCUAUCCCAAAGCAGAGACACCCGUCUACUAAGAUUUGUGCUUCUGACUGUGUUGGAGCAUACCCAGGAACACUUGUACGCAGUGCUUGCUAUACACUUAUAUUUUGUACAUCUAGUACAUUUAUCACCAGCAAUCUCACAACAACCUAUAGCUUGUUGUUUCAAUAAACUAUACUUGUCACAAAUCUGCAUUUGUGAAAGUUCUUACUGAACACAACCAGACUUAAGAGCGCCUGAUCUGUUCUAAGCAGUAACAAAUCCCAGCUGCACCCAGCCCUCUGAUCUCUGAGGACCAGAUGGAACACAAGGGCAGUUGUUUUCUGACAUAUUUCUAUACUCUUAAGGCAAGCCAUGGCCAUCUCCCUUCUUCUCAGGCGUAUGUCUGACCCAGACAGUCUCCACGUGACACAGCAAAAAACUUGAGGCCUAAAGCCAUGAGAUGGACCAUGAGAUAUGUGAUGAAGGGAUUACCAUGGAUUACCAGGUUAUCCUGGUAAUAACCAUGGUACCAGGUUACCCUGUGGUGUUUCUGCAAUGUCCCCUGAACUGCUGAGGAGAGUGAUGGGGUCUCACCCACAACGGGAGGCUGAACAUGGCUCCUCCACAUCUUCACAAGCUCACUAUGCCAUCUGGUAAGGGGGCAUGCAGGCCAUACUGUAUUUAAGCAAAGUGGUCUGCCAGCUUGGUGGUUAUGCGUGGCUGUAACCUACUGCCCAUAAAAUGCUAUCAGACAUCAGCUCGCAGUCAGAGUCUCUGUACAUCCCUGUGGCUAGAGAAGUUCCAGGGCAGGAGAAGAAACCUGUGUCAGACUGCCCAAGAGUCUGAGCAUCUCAGUGCAAUGGAACAAAACCCCCAAAGGCUCAGCAGGCCACAUAUCUGCUGGCUCAGCCCUCAGCAGAAGGUCCUACAGGGUAAGGUGCCUGAAAAGGCAGCUCUCCAGCCCCUGUCACCAGGUCCCCAAAAGUGCAAGUCUGCAAAUGAUCCAUCACUUGCAAGUGAACAAAAAUCCUGCUGGUAAGAGAAACUCAGGAUGUGCUACCCACAGCUGGCCCACUGUCCUCUUUCCAUCUCACAGGGCAGCAGGGUUUCUGAGAGGGGACUGUAAGCAGAGGCUGCGUUCUCCUGUUUUAUGUCUGAACAUUUACAGCACAAAUGUGUCCCAUCAGUACCUGCCAGUCAAACACAAAAAGGCUCCACUUUGGGCCCACAACUGUCCCACAGUAUGAACGUACAGGAAGGACAGUACAUCUCAGAGCAGCAUAUUCAUUUCCAGCCUCACUCUCAGCCCUUUAAAUCUUUGUGCAACUCUGAAACUUAACUGCUGAAAAUCUUACCUUUUGGAAGGUUUCCAAAAGGUAAGACUACUGGUGACUACUUAUAAGAACAGGUAGUAAAUUAUGUAAGCACAGACUCAAAUACUGCCUAAAAGCAAUAGAAAACAGUGACUUAU